UUCUUUCGCAGAGUCAUGGCGUGUGGCGGGCUCAUGUCCGCUCCGGUGUGUCUCAUUGAAAAUGAUGAAAAUGGGAAGCUGUGUGUUAGGAAACAGGCCAAAGACAUUCUGGAUGGGAUAAAUGAGCCGGUAGUGGUAGUGUCUGUGGUGGGACUCUACCGUACGGGGAAAUCCUACCUUAUGAACCGCCUGGCAGGACAACAGUCCGGCUUUGCUCUUGGCAGCACUAUUGAAUCAAAGACCAAAGGCAUCUGGAUGUGGUGUGUCCCUCACCCCUAUAAAGAAGGACACACUCUGGUGCUGCUGGACACAGAGGGACUGGGUGACGUGGAGAAGGGGGAUGAGAAACAUGACACGUGGAUCUUCUGUCUGGCUGUUCUUCUCAGCAGCACUCUAGUGUACAACAGCUUAGGGGUCAUUGACAACAUGGCACUGGAAAAGCUACACUACGUUACAGAGCUGACGGAGAACAUUCGUGUGAAGGCAGAAGUGAGUCGAGACGAGGACGAGUCAGCAGAUUUCAUGCGUGUUUUCCCAUCGUUUGUCUGGGCUGUUCGUGACUUCACUCUGGAACUGAAAAUGGGGAAUGACCCAAUAACAUCAGAUGAGUAUCUGGAGAGCGCACUGAAACUCAAACCAGGUAACUCACCUCAGACUGAGAGGUUUAACCUGCCCCGCCGCUGUCUGCGUCAUUUCUUUGCGGUAAGAAAGUGCUUUGUGUUCCCUCGGCCAGCUAGUACGCAAAACAUGAGGAAAAUGGAGGAACUGGCCGAGGAAGAUCUGGAUUCAGAGUUCCUUGAGCAGGCAAAAACUUUUUGCCGUUACAUUUAUGACAACGCAGAUCCAAAAAUCGUCUGCGGAGGCCGUACAAUUACUGGAACAGCUCUGGGGAAUCUUGCUGAGGUUUACGUAGAGGCGAUCCGCAACGGGAAGGUUCCGUGCCUGGAGAACGCAGUCGUGUCUCUGGCUAAGAUCCAGAACGUCCGUGCAGUGGAACAGGCCCUGGAGUCCUACAUGACCGAGAUGCUUAGCAUGGCUCAGCUUCCUAUGGACCCUGCAGAUCUGUCCAACAUCCACACAGUCGCAGAGAAGAAAGCCAUUGAAGGUUUCAUCACCUUGUCCUUCAAUGACAAUGACCAGAUCUACCAACAAGAGCUCAUGAGGAAGAUUCAAAAUGAAUAUCAAGACAUGUGCCUGCAGAAUCAUCAAGCGUCUCACAUGCAGUGUGAGGCUGUUCUGCGUGAGGUGUUUGAUACACUGGAAAAAGGCAUUUCUGACGGAUUAUACCUGAAACCUGGAGGAUACCGUCAGUACAGAGACAUGCUGGCACAGCUGGCUGAGGAGUACAGAGCAAAGACAAAGUCACAAAUAAUGUGUGAGGAAGUGUUGAGUUUGCAUUUGAAAGCAAAGGAAGAGGUUGGAAAUAUGAUUCUACAAUCCGACGAAUGUCUCAGUGCAGCGGAACAGGAAAAAGAGGUGCAGAGAUUAAAGAAUGAGAUCUUAGAGCAGCGGCAAAGAGGCCUAGAGGAACAUAACAAGUUACAAGAGCAGGCGUUUAAAGACAUGCAGAGAACCCAUAAGGAGCAUGUUGAUCAGAUCUUUCAUCAGAUGGAGAGAGAACAAGAGAGAAUGAGGAGAGACAAUGAACGAGUCCUGGAAGCCAAACUGAGGGAGAAGGAAACUCUUAUACAGCAGGGCUUCCAGCAGGACGCUGCCCGGAUGCAGAGAGAGAUUGACGGCCUGAAAGCUGACAUGAAUAAACAGGAGACAUCCCAACCCUCCACGAUGAGCAAGGUUUUGGAUGGUAUCGGCACUGCGGCGGCUUUGUUCUUGCCAGGCUUCAUUCCUAAAGCAGCUGGGAUUGGUCUAUCCUGGCUCUCAAAACGUUUUUGAAAAUGGAUAUGCAUUAUUCUCACACACUCACCUAAACAUAGGCUAUAUGUAUUAUUCUCCAACACAGCUUGAAUUGUCCUGCAGUUACUUCUCAUUGCUCGUGAAAUUGAGUUGCUGUUCUCCUAAGUGACAUUCACAUUUAAAGCCCAGCUUAUUAACUGCCAAGCUUGCACCAACAUGUUAAGAACAAUAAACAAAGCCGUGCUAUCAGA
This is a messenger RNA of Rhinichthys klamathensis goyatoka, 2105 nucleotides long. It is a transcript of the gene gbp2, whose product is annotated as guanylate binding protein 2. The transcript is spliced from 10 exons. The record is from RefSeq and is a predicted model, not a curated record. Lineage: Eukaryota; Metazoa; Chordata; Actinopteri; Cypriniformes; Leuciscidae. Gene Ontology annotation, molecular function: GTP binding; GTPase activity. The coding region runs from base 16 to 1893 and encodes 625 amino acids.